This is a messenger RNA of Galleria mellonella (greater wax moth), 1677 nucleotides long. It is a transcript of the gene DnaJ-13, whose product is annotated as dnaJ-like protein 60. Bases 109 to 822 code for a protein of 237 amino acids. The record is from RefSeq and is a predicted model, not a curated record. NCBI's taxonomy places the organism in Eukaryota, Metazoa, Arthropoda, Insecta, Lepidoptera, Pyralidae. The transcript has 6 exons.
AUGUUGGCAACAUUAAAGUGGAUGACAGAUUGACUGCACCAGAAAUGGAUAUUGCCAAAACAUGAACUUUCAAUACAAUUUUAGAGAGAUUGGGUAGGCAAAAUCGUUAUGUAUUUUAUGAAACGUAACACUGACUUCAAGUCAAUUAGCACAUUUAUUAGGCUCUAUAGUUUGGCUAGAAAGAAUUACUAUGAAAUACUUAAUUUGCGCAGAAAUUGCUCCGAUAAAGAGAUUAAGGAUGCGUUCAUUCAAAUGAGCAAGGAAUACCACCCUGACAAGAAUAAAGAUGAGAAGGCACAGGAGAAAUUUGUCAGUAUUGUGGAGGCCUACAAUGUCCUGGGCAAGCCAUGCAGCCGUGCACAAUAUGACAGUAUGAUCACUGUGGCAUCCCAUACUGGCACUGCGACUGGCACAUCAUUUGUUUACAGAACACAUGUGCCAUACAAUUUACGCAACAAUCCAAACUACAGUUUUUACUAUGAACACCAGAGGUCAGCAAACACAAGUGAAAAGGCAAAGACACAGGGAGCAGAAGUGAAAAAAUUGCCAAACUAUGUUAUCAUCAUGAUGUGCUUUGGAGUUGGUUUAAUUGGAUGUCUACUGCAGAUCUAUGUAAUCAGAGAGAUGUAUCUAGCUGGCAGCCGUCGAUCUUUGGAAAGAUCCAAGUAUUUAGCAGCAGAAUUAGAUAAAGUGCGCGCUGCCGCUCACGAAAAUACUAAUGAGGAGCAGACACGUCUACUAAUGGAAAAAAUAGUGACGGCUUCCAAUCCGACAGUAGCGACGGCUUCCCUAGGACAAGCACUGGCCAGCGAGAAAAAGUGACUUUUUAAUUCUGUAGAACUGUCUUCCUAUUUAGUAGUUACGUUUUGUAGUUGAAAUCAAAUUUAGAACGAAUUUAUUUAUUUUUAGUUUUUAUAUAAUUCCAGAGUCUAAAUUCACAUUUAGACUAUGGUUUGCAGUUUAAGACCCUAUGUAGAUUAUUUAGUUUAUUUUUUUACUAGUUUUAUUAAUUGCGAGUUAGAAAACAAUGUGUACAGUCAGGUAAACCAUAUUUUUGCUAGGUAUAAUAAUUUGAAAGUGGGCAAGACUAGAAAUGUAUAAGGAUAGAGGCUUUUGGUUUCCAGUUUUCUUUACUUACCUCGUAGAAACAUGGUGUGAAUUGUUUCAAUUUCAUAUUUAAAAUAAAAAAAAAAAUGUUUUAACUUUGCUGUUUUAUACGUCUUGAUAUUACAUGUAGAAAUUAACUGGGUGUUAUAAAUAUAUUUUUGUUAAAAUAUCUUUAAAAGAAAUGCAAUAUAAUAUUAUAAUACUCUAAAAUGCUCAAAAUAAAAACGUAAGUUAUAUCAGAUAUUAUAUGUUCAAAUAGUACACGAAAGAAAUUAGUUAAUACAAUUUUGAAAAUAGCAUUGAUCAAAUUUGUUUGCUGGAGAAAGAAAUGGAUUUUUGGGAUUUUUAUAAAAUUAAAUAAAAAUAUUUUAGUAAAAUUUUGUACAAUAAGAUUGUUAAAUUGUAUACUUUUAUAUAGUUUAUGAUAUUAUAUUUUUUGUACAGUAAAUUAUAUAAAGUAAUAAAUGUAUAUUGCAAAAAAAAAAAAAAACAGAAAAUAUGUAAAUAGUCACUAUUGUACAUAGUAGAUAAUAUUAUUGUACAUAUUUAAAAUACAUAUGAUAUAGUUUA